Molecule: messenger RNA, 402 nt
Organism: Phlebotomus argentipes
Lineage: Eukaryota; Metazoa; Arthropoda; Insecta; Diptera; Psychodidae
Gene: apn
Product: protein apnoia
Exons: 2
Coding region: 1-402 (133 amino acids)
Source: RefSeq, a predicted model, not a curated record
AUGCCAUCAACGCCAAAGCUCUUCGUCAGAGGAAUUGUGCUGCUCUUCAUUCUGAGUGUUGAUUUGUGUUUGAGUGAUGAAAAUGUUGUCAGUGAUUCGAGUGUUGCAGAAUCGAGAACAUUUGGUCGUCACUUGAUGAGGAGGAUUAAUUUUGUUCUCAUACCAACGGCAUUCGUGGUCGGGGUCAUAGCCACUCUUCUGGCCACACUGACCGUUGUCUCGCUCAAGGGGUUGGGAGUCGGUGUGAUUCUCUUAGUGCUGGCGGUGGGACAACUUCUGGCCAGAGGAUUGCCUCAGCUCGCACCCACUUCAACCACAUAUGCUGCUCCACCGGCCUCGAUAAUCUACGGGAGGAGCGACGUGAAGAGUCCGAUCUGGAUAGAAAAAGACUGGAGCGCGUAA